CAACGAUUGUCGGUGAUGAGAAUUCUGAUCCGGAGUUAAUGCUUAAACUUGGUGCUGUUAAAAAAGUUGAUCCUGGGAAUAACUUUUCUUUUUUAGCUACGUUUACGUCUGUGAGAAAGUGCCACGUGAGGUCCUAGAUUCUCUGGAGGAACUGGGAUAUCAUCUUGUCGGGACAGGUGGUGUAGGACAAACAUACGUGUGGACAAUGCACAAACCUGCUGGCAUUUGAAAAGGAACAUUGGUGCAUUGAAAACAUGGCUAAAGUCCAGGUGAUGAAUGUUGUUGUACUCGACAAUCCGUCGGCUUUCUUGAAUCCAUUUCAGUUUGAAAUAACAUUUGAGUGUGUAGAAGAUCUCCAGGAAGAUCUCGAAUGGAAAAUAAUUUAUGUUGGUUCUGCAGAAAGUGAAGCAUUUGAUCAGGUACUAGAUACUGUGUAUGUGGGACCUGUGCCAGAGGGACGGCAUAUGUUUGUAUUCCAAGCAGAACCUCCAGAUCCAAAAAAAAUACCAGUGGCAGAUGUUGUUGGUGUCACUGUUGUGUUGCUUACAUGUUCAUAUAGGGGCCAGGAAUUCAUCCGUGUUGGUUACUACGUAAAUAACGAUUACACGGACCCUGAGCUGCAGGCCCAGCCACCAGCAACACCACAGUUCGACAAACUGCAACGCAAUAUUCUCGCAACAAAUCCUAGAGUAACUCGUUUCAAGGUUGACUGGGAUGACAACCCCAGUAGAGCAACAAGUAAUGGAGGUGGUGAGAAUGGUACUGCUGUGAUGGAAAGUGGAAGUACUACAAAUGGCAUGCGCUCAUCGCUUGAGGCAACUAUGACAGCAAAUAGUUUGGAUGGUGGACCUAUAAGGGCUAGUAUAUUAGCUUCUGGAGAGACAAGCAUGGAGAUGUAGUUGUUUAUUUGUGAAACAUUAAGUGCUGCAAAGAAAGUGGUUAAGACAUUCAGUUGCACAUUUUGCAAGCAAGACUGCAAUAAUAAAACAUUAUUUAAGGCAAGCUGACAAGAUGGAUCAAUACAGUGGUGAGCAAGAAGUUAAUAAUAGUUCUGUGCAUCCAAAGGUACAUGUGCUGUCCCCCUCUCUGGCUCUUCCACCCAAACCGGAAGAACCACGAGCGGAAGACUGUUGUGGGCAAGGUUGUCAACCUUGCAUAUUUGACAUUUAUCAGCAACAAAUGAGGGCCUGGGAAGCAGAAUGCAGAAGACUGGAAGCUACAAAAUACAACACUGAUAAAGCUGAAAUCAUUUCUCCAUUGCGGUGGUCUCCAUUUCGUUGUGUUUCUGUAGAACAUGAGGCAGUCAGUGUUAAUGUGUACUGCUUUGAAUCAACAGAAUGCGACAGGAUUAUAAAUUUUUCUCCAUGGCAAUACUUGGUAGCUCAAAGUAACUUAAAUGUUUCCAUAUCCAGAGCUUACACCCCUCUCCCUGGCAAAACUGAAAGUCAAUUCAGUGUUAUUGUGAAACUCUAUGAGGGUGGCCUGAUGUCAGAGUUUUGGAAAACGGUUUAUUGUGAUGAAGUGGUGCUAUGGAAAGGACCAUAUGAGACUGGCUUCCACUAUAAUCCCAAUAGCUACAGCCAUAUAGUGAUGUUUUGUGCUGGAACAGGGCUAGCACCAUGUUUCGCAUUGGCUCAUUAUGUUACAUCCAAUGAAUUAGAUGAGACUUUUGUUAGGAUUAUUUUUUCGUGCAGGACUAGAAAUAACAUUUUGCUCAGACAACCCCUUCGAAAGCUCAGAGAGAACUGGAAUUUUACCUCAAAAACUGUAUUAACACAAGAUGAUGAUACAGGUUUGGAGAAAUGGUAUGGCGAGGAUCUUUCAUCGGGAAGGAUCACUUCAGAAGUUGUUUCCAGUGAACUUGCAGGGAAGAGUUCUGUUUUUGUUAUGAUUUGUGGUACACAGUCAUUCAACAAAGAUAUUUGUGGUUAUGUAAGGAAAUGUGGUGUGAGAGAAAAAGACACCUUGGUUCUAUGAUUUAAGUGUUCAGCUAUUGUGUGAACAAAGUGAUGAAUAACAUUAGAGUUGGAUUAGUGAGAGAGGUUUUACAGGGUGUGAUAUUUAAAAAGAAAAAUACUCAUAUCAUGCAACUUUUUAACACAUUGUGAACCAUAAAUAUUAGUGUGAUUGGUGAUGUUUACUCUCUGUUCUUUGUGAUUUUAUUUGCUCUGUUUGUUCGAAAGUAAAUUUGUACUGAAAAACAAGGUAGUAACAUAUGUGAAACAUGUGCCUAUUAUCAGUGAAGCCUUGUUCGUGGCUUUUGUGUGUGUACAAAGUUUGUCAUUUUAUAUUUACCAUACAUUUAUACAUCGGGUAGAAAAUUUGAGAGAUUGGUUGUAAUUGUUCUUUACGUAAAGUUUAACAUAAAUGUGAAUGAUUGGUUUUGUGGUUAGCUGAAAUUGACCUCGUGUGCUGAAUGCUGUAUAUUGUAAAGUGCAAGAUUGCUUUGGCAACAUAAGUAUUUUGAUCAUAUUCAGAUUAAAAAAUAUUACAAAAUUAAAUUGCAAGAAAAUAAAUUUUUAAAGGUAAA
Schistocerca gregaria is the source of this 2530-nucleotide messenger RNA. It is a transcript of the gene asf1, whose product is annotated as histone chaperone ASF1. Lineage: Eukaryota; Metazoa; Arthropoda; Insecta; Orthoptera; Acrididae. The record is from RefSeq and is a predicted model, not a curated record. Gene Ontology annotation, cellular component: nucleus. The transcript has 6 exons. Gene Ontology annotation, molecular function: histone binding. Bases 255 to 899 code for a protein of 214 amino acids. Gene Ontology annotation, biological process: DNA replication-dependent chromatin assembly.